This is a messenger RNA of Aspergillus pseudotamarii, 2085 nucleotides long. RefSeq lists its product as uncharacterized. The transcript has 3 exons. The coding region runs from base 47 to 1372 and encodes 441 amino acids. NCBI's taxonomy places the organism in Eukaryota, Fungi, Ascomycota, Eurotiomycetes, Eurotiales, Aspergillaceae. The record is from RefSeq and is a predicted model, not a curated record.
GUUAUACUCCUCCUUGUUCAACCUCUUGACUCUUCCAUCUUUAACUAUGGCCAGCAAUGAAGAAUCUUCGAUUAAUUUGGGGUUGGCCAUCUCGGCCAAGAUUUGGGAACUUGAGGCCCUCACUCGCGCAGCCGGAGAUUCUGCAGUUAGUGAUCAUCUAAAACAAAUCUCGGAAUCGGAAAACCAGCUUUUAUCUCUCCAUCGGGCCCUCGUCAAAAAAAUUAAAACGCCACCCAAGCGGGAUACCUCGAUCUCCGAGCGACGAACCUGGUUUUCAAACUUCAUUUCGCACGACAGGAAGAGGCUUUCUGAUAAGGACAUAGACACCCUCACAUCCAUAACAAAGUAUUGGGCUCUUAGUGAUACUAGAAGCCUUAAGGUUUGUGCAGAAAUUUGGGCUACAAGACCUCAUUCGUUUUGCGACGGAGAAACACCAGACAAUGAUGUUAUUCGACGGUGCUACAAUGAUUUAGAACGCAUGGAGGACCUUGAUGCAAUAAGGCGUAAGGUAUUACUUUUAAUAUUAUCUCGACAAGUUCAUCAGAGACAAGAACAGCUUCUUUCUGAUCCAGCCGCGCAGAAACGUUGCCGGAAAACACAACGUGAUCAUAACAGUCGGAGCUCGAGUCUUCUUACUUUUGCUUUAGACGACAUUUGCUCACGGCUGUGGGAUGACCCAGAGGGAUAUCAAGAUACGAGAAGAAAGAAGCUUUCCCGCUACUCAUUAUUUGGAUGGAAGUGGGAUAGGUUGACUCACAAGGAACUGAUUCUAUCGUUGACCCAUAUAGCGGCAAAAAGGUUCGAGCUUCACAAAUGGAGUCAUAUCAAGAUUGAAGCAUUGAAUGCAUACACUGAAACAUUGCCCCAAUUUGCGAUUCGAGAUACUUUGCACAAGGCUUGGAUUGCAAUCCUGAAUUACUAUGAGGGAGGCACCACGUUAUCUCAAACAGUGAAUCCCAAUCCUCAGGGAACCGAUGAACCACGAGCCAACCUCCAGUCAGUCACAUCAACAUCGUCAGACGCACCCACCGGAACGUCUCUUGGUUUGGAGCUCACUUCUUUCGAGGAUAUAUCUGCUUCAGCCGACCCCUGGCUCUUCCUCCCCACGGAGCCGAGUAGCAGGAGUAGGGCUGAUGUUACUGAUAAUUCUUUCGAACCCACCCUUUCGGUAGACGAUAUCAUCGCUUCAGCUGACCCCUGGCUUUUUCUCCGUCGUGCUGACGAGAGUACUACUGGUCCUGCACUAGCGUCAGCUUCGGCUGGACCCAGGAAUAUUGGGUUAACGUAUACGAAUGAUCAUACUGGAUAUCCUCCGGCUGCAUCUGGAUCGAGCACGUUGAACAAUUCCACACUUGCAACGCUCUCAACAUGACAUUAUGUAGCAGGUUGGCGUUAGUUACAUUAACGUAAUACAUCCUUUUGUACAUCUUUUUAUGAUCCUGACUCUGUCGUACCCUUUCAAGACGCAGUGCUAUUUUCGGUGAGUUUGGCCGUGGGGGGCUUUGCGAGGAUGUAGUAAAGAGAGCCAGAUAAAAUAACCUGUUUUUCAAAGUAGAAGGGAUCUGAUCCAGGAAUAAGGUAGGGACCGUCUAGGAUUCGAGGUGUGCCUUCGAUAAUGUACACCGGUAUUAUAUAGGCCGCUUUUUCCAGUAUUCUGGUAUUUCCUGUUGUUUUCCGAACCUGUAGGCCGAAGUCCUCUAAAGAAAGAGGUAUUUCCGACGCGCAUUUGACUAAUAUGGGUUUGAGGUUCUCGUUAUCAUCGCAUAUAGAAGUGUGUUGGCCGCUUUCUCGCCACUUUGCACUUGGAAGAAACCUCACUAGCUCAUCCAUGAUGUGCUUUUUGUGCUAUAACCGGUUUAAAAUGAUUCUAGUGACGUGACGUAUCGACGGUCUCUGUAAGAGGGAAAAAGGGAAAUUAGCAGCGAAAAAAAUAUGGUGCGCUUAUCACCUACAUUCGCAGUCAGGAGAUCAAGGGAUAUCUUGUGUUUCUUUUCUGCAUAUCCGUAGUCAAAGUAAAAUAUCCAAUAACCGAUAUUCUUAGAUAUAGGAAAACUUAAGGUGUUUGCUGCGCGACUUGCAAUGAGG